Molecule: messenger RNA, 651 nt
Organism: Engraulis encrasicolus (European anchovy)
Lineage: Eukaryota; Metazoa; Chordata; Actinopteri; Clupeiformes; Engraulidae
Product: histone H2B 1/2-like
Exons: 1
Coding region: 29-403 (124 amino acids)
Cellular component (GO): nucleosome
Molecular function (GO): DNA binding; protein heterodimerization activity; structural constituent of chromatin
Source: RefSeq, a predicted model, not a curated record
GAUCUGAAAGAUAAACAACUUCAACAGCAUGCCUGAACCAGCGAAGUCUGCACCCAAGAAGGGAUCCAAGAAGGCCGUUACCAAAACGGCAGCGAAGUCCGGCAAGAAGCGUAGGAGGACCAGGAGGGAAAGUUACGCCAUCUAUGUCUACAAGGUCCUGAAGCAGGUUCACCCCGACACCGGUAUCUCCUCUAAGGCGAUGGGCAUCAUGAACUCCUUCGUGAAUGACAUCUUUGAGCGUAUCGCCGGUGAGGCUUCCCGCCUGGCUCAUUAUAACAAGCGCCGCACUGUCUCCUCCCGGGAGAUUCAGACCGCAGUGCGUCUGCUUCUGCCCGGUGAGCUGGCCAAGCACGCCGUGUCCGAAGGAACCAAGGCCGUGACCAAGUACACCAGUGCCAAGUAAACUAGUUUACUAUUUACAUCCAAAGGCUCUUUUAAGAGCCACCCACAUUCUCAUCAAAAGCAAAGCCAAACUGUCACACAAGUGAGGUGAUUUUUACCCAUUGAUAGUAAAUAGAUACAUUUAUGUUGACACAAAGUUUAUCUUGAGUUAGAGUAAAAAUGCUGUGUUUGGAACAGCUGCACAAAAGAGAAAUAGUUUCACUAUUUAUUGACAUUUUAAAUAAUGGCUCCAAGGGCGCCGCCAUUAUC